Molecule: messenger RNA, 1517 nt
Organism: Lineus longissimus
Lineage: Eukaryota; Metazoa; Nemertea; Pilidiophora; Heteronemertea; Lineidae
Product: protein Abitram-like
Exons: 5
Coding region: 10-627 (205 amino acids)
Cellular component (GO): nucleus
Source: RefSeq, a predicted model, not a curated record
UUGAGCAAAAUGGCUGCCACCAUAAAACAUGAAUUUGACACAAAAAUUUUCGAAUUUUCAAAAAAUAUCGAAUAUAAGUCGGUGGUGGAGCGAUACUAUGUACCGCAUUACAAAAUAGAUGUGAAAAUGCAGAAAGGAGAGGACAUGUGUGUCUUAUCUCAUUCAAAUAGGUUAUGUAUUAUCACUAUCGCCCCAUCACACCCACUGCUGCUGAAUAAGAAGACGGUGACUAAAGUUGACUUCCAGGUUAAACCAGGCACCAAUCUACUUGACAAUGCACCGAAGGGCAAAUAUAAAAGAGGAGGCCAAGGGAUGCAUGACACAUCACGGUUAUGCACAGUGACCUGUAGUGAUGAGACGGAAUAUAUCAUGCACACAUGUAUCAGAGGGAAGCUAAUAGAGGUCAAUGAUAGUUUAGUGGAAAAUCCAAACUGGCUGACAGAAAAGCACAACUCUGAUGGCUUCAUCGCAAUCAUCAGUCCUAAACCACGCUUCUUCAAACAGGAGAUGGAGACUUUACUCACAAAAGAACAAUACCAGGAAGCGUUAGAGAGACGGGAAAAUGAACUGGCACAAGUAGUGAUGGAAGGAAAGACAGAGGAAACAGCACAGGAGCAAAUGCAAUGAACAGAUUUGAUACAGCACGCCAGAGUCUGUUAGUUAGGAUCAUACAUGCUCUACUGGCAUUGGAAUAUGGAGCACUGGUCUGUACUGAAGUGUGUUGUCAUGUGGUGCUAGUAGCUGGGAUCCUGGUGGCCUGAGGUUGGUGUCAACACUCACCAAGGGCUUGGUCUGGUGGAGCACUGUUGACAUGGUUGGUGUUAUUGGCACUAGGACAUCAUGGUCAUCGUGUUUCUGAAGGACAAAUUUCUAAGAUUGAGCAUACAGGAGAAGUGUGCCGAUGUGGUCAAUCAUGAUUUCUAAUGAAUAAAAUAUCAGAAACUGACUCAUAAAGUUUGUUGUUCAUUGCAUUCGCUAGAUAUUUUGAAUUAUGUAAGAUUGGCUAUAAACUGGUUUUACCAUAAUUGCCUGCUUUCUCGACCUAUACUGGUUGUGACUUUCUGAAGUGUGUACAGUAUUGGUUCAGUUGGCAUAACAUGGUAUGAAUUGUCUGUGAACCAGUUGUGCCCUUGUCCAUACACUUGCAGGAGAGUUCGUAAGCAUUGCAAGGAGAAUUUGCCCAUACCUGAAAUAUCUCAGUUGAUGCUGACCUGGUUGUGUCAAUGUCUCUUUACAAGUUGUCCUUGAAAUGGUGGCAACUUUCUUACUUGCUGUCAGUCCCAAGUCAUUAGAUUGUUAUCCCCAGCAGCCUUGACAAGUUCAGUCACAUCAUCCAGGGACCGUUGGUAUAUUCUAUCUACGCUGUCACUCAAAGUGCUGGUCAUGGACAAACUAACAAGAACACCUUUCGUUCCUUCAAAUAUGUUUAUCUGUCAAUAAGAUUCACUAAUUUUACACCUAGAUGCAUGUAUGUACAAAGCUAAUAAUGGCAGCAUCAAAGUGUCCUCACAAAUUUG